Molecule: messenger RNA, 1947 nt
Organism: Sebastes umbrosus (honeycomb rockfish)
Lineage: Eukaryota; Metazoa; Chordata; Actinopteri; Perciformes; Sebastidae
Product: Fc receptor-like protein 5
Exons: 9
Coding region: 60-986 (308 amino acids)
Biological process (GO): cell surface receptor signaling pathway
Molecular function (GO): transmembrane signaling receptor activity
Source: RefSeq, a predicted model, not a curated record
CUGACUUUGAUGAUAUUUUAAAUUCAGUCUGAUGUUCAGACAGUCAGCAGCAAGACAACAUGGAGGUCACAGCUCUCUGCAUCAGACUGUUGAUGAAUGUGUUGAUGCUGCUGGUCGCACAAGUUGCCUUCAGUUAUUCACAAAAAGCCGCUUUUCCUCAGGUUGUACCAAACAGACAGCAGCACUUCCAAUAUGAGACCAUUGUUGUCAGCUGUGAGGGACUGGAGGGGCGGACUGGAUGGAGAGUGAUGAGGGAGAUUAAAGGAGUUGUUAAAACAUGUGCUGCUACCUGGUCGACAUCAACAGGACCCUGCGAAAUCAAUGACGCAUUAACAGCGGUUGACAGUGGAGAAUACUGGUGUGAAAUCGGAGGACUACAGACAAGUAACACUGUCAACAUCACUGUCACUGCUGGUUCAGUGGUCCUGGAGAGUCCUGUCCUCCCUGUGAUGGAGGGAGACGUUGUGACUCUGAGCUGCAGAGAUAAGCAGGCGUCUCCCAACCUCACAGCUGAUUUCUAUAAAGAUGGCCACUUCAUGGAGAGCAGCUCUACAGGAGAGAUGACCAUCCACAGUGUUUCCAGGUCUAAUGAAGGACUCUACAAGUGUGACAUCUCUGGAGCCGGAGAAUCACCAGAGAGCUGGUUGACUGUCAGAGUAGAUGCUGAUGGCCCUCAGCUCUUACUGCUGCUCUGCAUCGUUGUCGGCGUUUUCUUGGUGUUUCUGCUGCUGCUGUUGGUGGGAUCAAUGCGAUGUAGGAGACGUCCAACAAUCACGAGAGAUACCCCAACUUCUCCUUCCACAUUACGGUCUUCCUCUUCUCCACGAACAGUGUGUGAAGAGACCAGCAUGACAUAUUCUGUCAUCACAAAACCCCAGAGGAAGGAAGAACCGGGAGUAUCCGUCUGCUCAGAGACACCAGUUCUCUUUGCAGGUUCCAACCAUCUUUUUACAGAAGAGAAUCCCUGCUACUGUAUGAUCGAGUAGCCCGCUGACUGUAAGCUGUCUCGCUAUCUAAAGUCUUUAAAAUGAUCUUUGUCCCUUUGUGUGUCCCUUGCAGGUUACUGAGAGCCAAGACUCCUGGUCGAAGAGUUCUUAAAGUUCUGUAAUGUGUGCAGGUCACACGACCACACAGAGCUUUUGAAUUAAUGCAUUUGUAAUAUGUCGACCAAACUAUUUUGAUCUGUUACAUUUUUAAUCACUUCCAUUGCAGAGCUGUAAUUUUUUCUCUAAAUACAACUGUUUUUCAUACAAAUUGUAUGUAAUUAGCAGCGUCUGUGUAUGUUCUUUACAGAAGAAAACAUUUGACAGAACAUUUGUAAGGAGAGUAAAAUGUGUUGAUUCUUAAUUAACGACUACGUGUGACUUAUUAUGAAGUGGAAAUUACCUUGAUGAGCUUCAGCUACCUCACAGCAUCAGUGUCUAUUUUUAAGCGGUAUGAGUCUUUAACAGUUAAACCACAUUGUUGUAUCUGCUCCGUGUCUGUUCACACGUCUGAGACGCUGUUUACAAGAAGAGAGCAGCUGUAGAUACUUAUACACUCACUGUGGUAACAUAAUUACAUCCGUUUGACCUGAAACCAUAGAGACACAAUGACACUGUGACAAAUGAUAAGCGUCACAUCUAAUGUGAACUAAAUUGUUAAUUUCUAAAAAAAAAAAAUUGAUUUAAAAUGUAUUAAAUGUAUCCAUUUCUACAAAAUGAAGACAAGAAUUAACAUGCAUAUCAACAGCUAUUAGGGGAACCAUGUUAACCCUCUGAGAACCACAAUAGACCCGUUUCUGUUUUUUUAGGGGGGUACAGGGGGUCUUUAUAGCAGGUCAACAGUAGAUGUCAGGACACUAGGGUAAUAUUCAGAGAAAGAAUUCGGAAUUUCCAAGAUUAAAGUUGUUAAUUUACUUGGAUAUUCUCUCGGAUUAAAUUAAUAAAUUUACGAGAAAAAACGAAA